AUGCAAUCCUACAACUACAACACUACAACAGCGACAUUCACCACUGUGGCUCAAAUGCCUACCUUUCAGUCUUUCACCACAUCCCUAAUCGCAUUAAGCAGACCAACAACCAGCACUGCCAUAGACCCCCUCUACCAGCCCUCGGAAGUGUACAACAGCAACAGGACAGAGGAUAUGCACCAGUUUCAGGCGUUUGCUCCACAGGCACCGACCGUGGCCGAGUAUGCCUUCCCCAGCGUGCUCCAGUUCCUCCAGUCGGAGUGGCGUCGAUUCGAGCGUGAUAGGAAUGAAUGGGACAUCGAAAAGGCUGAGAUGAAGGCAAGGAUCGCCUUCCUUGAAGGCGAGAAGCGCGGAGUGGACAAUACAAAACUUGAUCUUAUGAAGCGUGUCAAGAUGCUUGACAAUGGCAGCAUAAACGGCGAUGCCAUGACCAAUGGUAUCAUCAACAACAAGGCACUCAACAGGAUGUCCACCUACAGUGCAUUUGGAAACAACAUGUCCCAAGUGAGUCCUACCUCGGCCACCAGCUUGGAUCCGGCGGGAAGGGCAAAGAGCAGGGAGUUUCUGCGGAUAUGUCUUCAGGAGAUUAGCUACCUGACGUCUUCUGUCCCACAGUCUGUCAGUAUGGCGAUGCCUCCUGUGCACAAUCGACUCUCGCGUCACGAAUCAGACAAACGUGCAGCUGGACCUAAUGGGAUCAGAGGAGCCAGCAACAAGAACCGACACAGCGACUUUUUCCCUGCUAACGUUCAUCCUGUCUCAGUCCCACCACCUCUACCCCGAUCAAACUCGGUCCCCAUUGCAACCCUUCAGACAAUCGCCAAAAGCAAGGCUGCAGGAGCUCAGCAGGCACAGGAAAGCAACGGCAACGACACCGAUGUGACCGCGCACCCAGAAGAUGACGAUGUGGAGCAGCGUACUUUGAACCAACGGGAAAUCACUCGUCAAUUGUCCAAGGAAGCUAAGCCCUCUGCAACAGCUUUGACUUUGGACGCUGAAUCCACCCAGACGAACGAUAUACCCGAGCAAGAGCCUACAGACGUUGCUCAUCGUACCAUUGAAGAAGAGGAAGAGGGGCCUACAGGAUUGGAGGCGUUUCAGCGAGAGGAGGCUAUUACGGUUGUCCACUCGCCUGUAUCUGCAGAGCAGUGGCGAGCUGAUUUACAAAAGGCCGGUCAGCAGAUUGGGCAGAAGUCAAAGGGCAAGAAAGUGGAAGGGAACCCAGAGGAGGAGGCUCAGCUGAGCAAGGACGUUCAGGACAAGUUCAACAUUUCCCCGGAGCGUUUAAACAAGAUGGUGAAGGAGUGGGACAGGGAUAAGUCAAAGCAAGAUGUUGGGCCCGUCAAGGCUCCAGUCAACAAGAGAAAGUCCAAGGAUGGAGUUCCAGAUGAAUUGGCUAGCUUGAGCAUUUCAGAGACCGAUAUGAUUGAAAACGGCGGCAGUGUCAAAGAGGGAGACUCCAAUGCUGAUGAACCUGUUCGUUGGCGACCCAAGGUCACAUUGCGGAGACACUUUGAUACCGUACGAUCGAUCGCAUUCCACCCAACUCACAAGUCGCUCCUCUCAGGAUCAGAAGAUGGCACCAUGAAGUACUGGAACUUGGAGACGUCCCUGAAGGAAUCCAAGAGGGCCCUGAAUGGAGAUGUUGAGCCAAUCCACACGUACCGUGGACACACCAAGGCCAUCACGGCUGUUGCUAUCUCGGCGGACCAAGACAAGUGCUUCUCAGCCAGUAUGGAUUCGACUGUCAGGUCAUGGAAACUUGUCCCAUUGAACAAGGAGGCAUUUUCUCGUCUCGAUCCCGAGAUCCCAAUGUCGCCUUUCAUUGGACAUACGGACACUGUAUGGGACAUUCGUCUCUUCCCUCUCUCGAUCUCAUCAUCCCAGCUGUUGGCCUCUAUCUCUGCUGAUGGUGCCCUCAAGAUCUGGGACACUGAGACGAAGGGAUCCCCUCUUCGUUCGUCGUGGGGUUACAAUGGAUUGGAGCCGUCCGAAUGGGCAGAACCAACAGAGGCGUAUACACCGGGUCUCACCAAGUUGCCCGUCCCUACUGGUUUAGACUUUUGCCCGACGGAUUUGAAGAAGAUGGUGGUCAGCUACUCGAACUCUGUCAUCAAACUAUUUGACAUUGAGACUGGAAAGGAGAUCUUGGCCUUCAAGAGCAACGACACUUAUGAUGGUACAGCAAAGACACAGAUCAACAAGAUUGUGUGUCACCCAACGAUGCCAGUGGUUGUGUCGGGACACGAGGAUCGGUAUAUACGCUUCUUUGACAUCAAUUCUGGAGCGUGCUCGUUCUCGAUGCUUGCACAUUUGGACUCUGUGUCGUCGUUAGAUAUUGAUCCAGCAGGAUUGGUUCUCUGCUCUGGUGGCCAUGAUGCGUCUGUUCGACUAUGGGAUAUUGCGUCCUCUACGCGCUCUUGUCUACAGGAGUUUACAGCUCACCGACGAAAAAGUGAUGAGGGUGUGACUACAGUCAAGUACCAUCCUACGUUACCAGGGCUUAUGGCGACUGGAGGAGCCGAUUCUAUUGUAAAAGUGUACUCCAGGUCAAACAUCGGCCGUGUCCAGGCCUCGGCCAUGGCCAAGACUGCCAUCGCCAAGACGCGCGUCAUGGCUCCCGUCGGCACCAGAAUCUUGUCAACUUCCCAGAACACCCAGAAGGACGUCACCGUUGCCCCUCUCAUUGAGCAGCGCAAGAACCGUCCUCUCUCCCCUCACUUGACAAUCUACCAGCCCCAGCUCACCUGGUACCUGUCCUUAUUCCAUCGUUUCACCGGUGGUGCCGUCGGUGUUGGUUUCUACGCUGGAGCUAUCGCAUACGCUCUUGGCCCCAUGGUUGGUUUGGGCUUUGAUGCUGCUGCUGUUACCUCGGUCAUUGCCACCGUCCCAGUUGGCGCCAAGAUUGCUGCCAAGUUCAUCAUUGCCUACCCCUUCACCUUCCAUUGCUUCAACGGUAUCCGCCACUUGGCCUGGGACACCACCCGCUUCAUGACCAUGAAGGGUGUCUACCAGACUGGAUACGCCGUCUUGGGAUUGAGCACUGCCUCUGCUGUUGCCUUGGCCCUCAUCUAA
Linnemannia hyalina is the source of this 3075-nucleotide messenger RNA. Lineage: Eukaryota; Fungi; Mortierellomycota; Mortierellomycetes; Mortierellales; Mortierellaceae. The record is from the annotation of a GenBank genome assembly.